AUGUGUGAUGUUAUCCUUAAACCUGCAGUUUUUAUCAAUGAUUCUGUUUGUGGUUCGGAUUUUAACUUUCUGCUUCUUGUUUCUCCUGCAGGUUUCAGUCUUAAAGAGGAGACCCUCUAUAAAAGAGUUGGAGAGGACGUCACUUUACCGUGUGAUGUUGAUAGAUCCUCUAACCAAUUCUAUGAUGUUCACUGGUUGUUCUACAGACCUGGAAAACCUCAUUCAGAACAAAUAAGCUGCAAAGAAAAUGUUGUCCAGAGUUCAGUUGGAGCUUCCAGGCUGAGUGUGAGCAGUGACUGCUCUCUGCUCAUCACAAACAUCACUGAUGAAGAUGCUGAUCGAUACGCCUGUCGGCUAGGAGACAAUUACAAAAAUGACACCUAUGUGUUUCUUAAUAUUUUGAGCAUCUCUUCGUCUCCUUCAGAUAUUUAUGGAAGAGUCGACCUAACAUGCUCUUUAAGAGGUUUUUAUAGACCAUAUGCCUGUGAUGUAAACCGCAUCAUCUGGAUGGAUGAGACAGGAUCUCAACUGUUUGGUAAAAAUCCUGAGUUUGAGGUUAAAAAGCAAACAAACUGUGUUUCUGUUCUGACUGUGAAACAUCAGAGUGGAAACAACAAAAGAUUCACCUGCAAGUUGGUUGAAAACAACAAGGUGAAGAUAGAUGCUGUCUACGUUCUUACAGACAUCAGUGGACAAACUAAACAUCUCUAUGAAAGAGUUGGAGAUGACGUCCUUUUACCUUGCAGAACUACAUCCUCCUCUUCCUCAUGUUCUGAUGUUAACUGGCUGUACCAGAAAGAUCCAAAUGCAGCAUCAAGAACAGAAGUAAACAAUGGAAAUGUUGUCCAGAGUUCAGUUGGAGCUUCCAGGCUCAGUGUGAGCAGUGACUGCUCUCUGCUCAUCACAAACAUCACUGAUGAAGAUGCUGGUCGAUAUCUCUGUCAGCUCAGGAACAAGAAUGAGUUAGACGUGUAUCUUAAUACUUUGAGCAUUUCUAAAGAUCCAGCAGAAGUUCAUCCAAGAGGAAAUGGAAGUGUCACAUUACAGUGUUCACUGAAUAGACAUGAUACAACAAUUCCCUGUGAACAGAACAGCAUCAUCUGGGUGGAUGCGACAGGAUCUCACCUGUCUGGUGAAGGUGUUGGGUUUGAGUUUAGAGGACAAACAAACUGUGAUUCUGUUCUGACUGUGAAACAUCAGAGUGGAAACAACAAAGGCUUCACCUGCAAGUUUGUUGAAGAUGAUGAAGUGAAGAUAGAUGCUGUCUAUGUUCUGGACCUUUCAGAUCUUUCUGGUCACAACAUCAUCAUCAUCGUUGGAGCCGUGAUGAAGGUGGUGUUGAUGUUUCUGGGUGUGGUUGUUGCUCUGGUCUACAUGUACAGGAGGAGAACCAAAGGGAAUGAGGACCAGAGAACUAGAACAAGGAGAAGAACUGUAGAUGCUGAUGAAGACGUCCUGUGAAGAAGAGAUUAAGAAAACUCUUCUUAGAACAAGUAAAUAAAAAUGAGAAAACA
This is a messenger RNA of Oryzias latipes (Japanese medaka), 1514 nucleotides long. Lineage: Eukaryota; Metazoa; Chordata; Actinopteri; Beloniformes; Adrianichthyidae. The record is from RefSeq and is a predicted model, not a curated record.